Molecule: messenger RNA, 852 nt
Organism: Acanthosepion pharaonis
Lineage: Eukaryota; Metazoa; Mollusca; Cephalopoda; Sepiida; Sepiidae
Source: the annotation of a GenBank genome assembly
AUGAAGGCAAUAGAAACAACUUUUUUUGUUUUCUUUUUCUCCAACAUCCAUCUUUCUUUUCUUACCCCCUCUCUCUCUUUUGUUCUCUCUUUCUUUCUCUUUAUUUUUUUCUCUUGUUUUCUUCUCUUUGUCUUUUUCUUUUCUCUUUGUUUUUCUCUUGUUUCUUUUUCUCUUUGUUCCUCUCUCUUUAUUUUUCUCUAUCUUUCUUUUCCUUCUUUCUUUCUUUCUUUCUUUCUUUCUUUCUUUCUUUCUUUCUUUCUUUCUUUAUUUCUAUUACUUGAUUUCCCCCUUUCUUUUCCCUUUUAUUUCUUUUUAGUUUUCAGUUUAAAUUCCAUCUCUUUAUUGUUCGUUCUUCUUUAUCCCCUUUUCCUCUUUUGUUUUUCUCUUUUCUUGAUUUUUCCUUUUCUUUCUUUUUCCUUUGUUUUCCCCCUUUUCUUUUCGUUUAUUUUCGUUUCUCUCUCUCUUUUUUUUAACUAUUUAUAUACCGUAUUUUUUUUCUUUUCUCCUUCGACUUGUUUUCUUCUAUCUCUCUCUACCUUCGAUCUCUCAUUUUUCUUCGCCUUAUUUAUUUUUUCCACUUCUAAAAUAAUUUCUUAUUCCUUCUUUAUCUUUACUUUAUUUAUUUCAUUCGUUCCUUCCUGGCUGCUUUAUUCCCUUUUCUUUCUUUCUUUUUUUUUUCACUCCUCUUUCUUUUUUCAUUUUUCUUCUCUCUUUUAUUUCUUAUUCUUUCUUUAUUAUCUAUAUUUCAACUUCACAUCCUCUCUAUCUCUCUUUCUCUGUAUUCCUUUCCUUUCCCAUUUUAGAACAAUUUCUUUCUUUCUUUCUUUCUUUCUUUCUUUCUUUCUAUUUUGA